AUGUAGAGUUUCACUCGUUAUCAAGGCCCUAUGUUAGUCCUUGAUGAAUAUCAUAAAUACUUGAAAGAAAUAAAUUAGCUUACUUCGUCACUUUUGUGUACCUAGAAAGAAAGAUUUUAUGUAUAGAAAUAUGCUCGCUAUAAUCCAUGUAUAGUAAUUUUGCAGACGACAGUGUCUAAUGUCUACACAGUAGACAGCCGUGAGCCGACAGGCUAUGUAUACACUCAAAAUAGAGACUUCAAUCUAACCUGUACUAGCAAACAUGAAUCUUCCAAUGUUGUGUAUGCAGUCUCGAGGACUCUCUACAUCUUCGGCUUUAAGUCAAGUGAUAAGACUGACUCGUCUGAGGGUAGUUGAUAACAGUGAAAUUGGGAAACAAGCAAUGGCAGAAGGAAAACCUCCUUAUGUUUUCCAUGUUUACAAUAAAAUGGGUGUUGGUUAUAUAGGAGACAGAGUUAUGGUAGCAAUAAAAGGAGAAAAGAAAAAAGGCAUUCUUGUAGGAUUAAAACAAAAUCAAAAAAAGAAAGUACCUAAAUUUGAUACCAAUAAUCUUGUCCUCAUAGAAGAUAAUGGAUCACCAAUCGGUACAAGGAUUCAUGUACCAAUACCACAUAUUUUGAGGACCCUCAUGAAAGAAAAAACUCAUUCAAAGGGAGCAGAUUAUACUAAACUUAUUGCUAUAGCCUCAAGAUUUAUUUAGGGUUUAUGAAUGUUAAUAUAGAAUUAAUUUAAUAUUGUAAAAAUUUUAAUAAACUUAAAUGUUAUGUUGUAAUCUAAA
Messenger RNA from Trichogramma pretiosum, 778 nucleotides. It is a transcript of the gene mRpL14, whose product is annotated as 39S ribosomal protein L14, mitochondrial. The record is from RefSeq and is a predicted model, not a curated record. Gene Ontology annotation, biological process: translation. Gene Ontology annotation, cellular component: mitochondrion; ribosome. Bases 263 to 700 code for a protein of 145 amino acids. Lineage: Eukaryota; Metazoa; Arthropoda; Insecta; Hymenoptera; Trichogrammatidae. Gene Ontology annotation, molecular function: structural constituent of ribosome. The transcript is spliced from 3 exons.